ACCAACAUCAACUGCAUUCAUUUUCUCUGUUCCUGCUUUUUUCUUAGAUAGUUUCUGAGUAAAGCUUUGUGUGUGAGUGAGUAAUGGAAAAGCUGAGUUUAGAUCGUAUGCCACCUGGGGUCGGAUUUGUUCCGAAGGACGAUGUGAUCAUCGAACACUACCUGAAGAAGAAGAUCACAGGGAAUGAUAAAGACAUUGGGUUUAUUCCCGAAAUUGAGUUCUAUAAAUAUGAGCCCUGGGAUUUACCAAAUAAAUCUGGGAUAGAUUCAAGGGACCAAGAGUGGUUCUUCUUCAAUACACUGAUCCCGAAGCAUCAGAAUGGGAGUAAGAAGAACAGGACAACCAAGAAAGGGUUCUGGAAAACAACUGGUAAAGAUAAGGAAAUCAAGUUCAGAGGGAGUUUGAUUGGAAUGAAAAAGAUUCUAGUCUACCGUACUCCUAACGAAGAAGGGACCAAGUGGGUGAUGCAUGAAUACCACACAACCCAAGAAGAGUUUGAUGGAGAACACCCUGGUCAGAAGGCCUUUGUCCUCUGCCGUUUAAUCAAUAAAGAAGCAGAGAGUAACGAAGGUGGAUCUGCGAAGUCUGAUGUUACAGUACCUGUUCAGAGUAACAACUACAACUAUCAUAAUGCAGAUGUUGCAAAAAAUCAAGCGGCAGAACUGACAUCUACUGAGAUUGAUUUUUGUGUGGCGGAACCUUUGAAUGUGUACAAUGUCUCGUCUCCAGGGGACUCUCCAUCAAGGUUAUCCCUCAUUGCUCUUGAUGUUUUGACUCCCAAAAUCUUUGAGGAUUCACCUCUUAUUAUUCCUCUUAAUAAUCUAGUUGAGUGCUUUCAUAACACGUCUUGCAGUCCAAAUAAUAUUGCUGUUGACAAGGAGACCCUGAAAAACAUGGCCUCUUAUACUGACAACGGGUCAUGCGGUGGGUCAGAUGCCAAUGCACAGGUUGACCAGGAUCUGGAUAAGAGUGAAACCUUCGAAACAGGCUUUAUCCAUCCACUAGGGCUAUAUUGCAACUCUCUCUCUCCAUCAACUUUAACUUCCGUUACACCUGCUGUUUCUUCUCCUACCAUAGCCGAAGCUUCUGCCAAUGACUUAAACGAUUAUUAUUGGCGCCAAUUCAUGCUGAAUUGGCCACAUCCCACUGCCUAUGAGUACUGGGAUUUGGGUCAUAAUAAUGGGUCAUGCGGUGGGUCAGAUGCCAAUGCAGAGGCAUACUCUUACUUUAUCAACCCAUAUUCUAUAUAUUACUAA
Molecule: messenger RNA, 1256 nt
Organism: Quercus lobata
Lineage: Eukaryota; Viridiplantae; Streptophyta; Magnoliopsida; Fagales; Fagaceae
Product: NAC domain-containing protein 74-like
Exons: 5
Coding region: 84-1256 (390 amino acids)
Biological process (GO): regulation of DNA-templated transcription
Molecular function (GO): DNA binding
Source: RefSeq, a predicted model, not a curated record